UUUUUGCAUAGUCUUCUGAAACAAAAUCUACAUACAAAGAAGAAAAGCAGGCAGCAACAAUGGCAAAGUCUACUAUCAUUCUGGCCUCUGCCCUUUGCUUCUUGUCCCUCCUUGGUUUUGCUUACUGCGAAAGCCGCUUCUCCGUGGAGGGCAAAGUUUACUGUGACACCUGCCGUACCCAAUUUGUAACAAAGGUCAGCUGGUUCAUGAAAGGUGCAACGGUGAAGAUUGAGUGCAGGGACCGUGAAGGUGGGAACGUAAAAUACAGCAGUCAGGCAGAGACCAAUGAAAAGGGAGCCUACACCAUUUCGGUCGACGGGGAGCAUGAAGAGGAGAUUUGCGAAGUUGUACUCGUAAAGAGCAGCGACCCCGAGUGCAGCGAGGUCAGCAAGGACCCUUUCCUCAAGAAGAGUGCUAGGGUUAGCCUCACAAUGAACAAUGGCAUUGUAUCCCCAGUUCGUCUAGCAAACCCUCUUGGCUUCAUGAAGAAGAAACCUAUUCCUGAAUGCGCUAAGGUGCUCUCAGAGCUCGGCAUGUCCACCAGCGAGGAGCAAUGAAGAAGAUAAUUUGACUUCAUAUAUGGGGCCGGGAUCCCUUUACCGAAUAAACUGAGUUUUUUUGUUUUUUUCCUUUCAUCAUGUACUUCGAAAACGUUAUGCAUGCACUAAUGCGGGGGUUUUUCUAGCCUAAUUUCCAACCUUUAUAUGAUUAAUUGUUGAUCUCUGGGGGCUAGUACUCCUCUUGUUGUAGUUUGCGGGGGUUUGGAUCAUGAUAUAUAAAUUCUGAUUGUUUGCA
Carya illinoinensis is the source of this 795-nucleotide messenger RNA. RefSeq names its product olee1-like protein. The record is from RefSeq and is a predicted model, not a curated record. The transcript is spliced from 2 exons. Bases 60 to 557 code for a protein of 165 amino acids. Lineage: Eukaryota; Viridiplantae; Streptophyta; Magnoliopsida; Fagales; Juglandaceae.